This is a messenger RNA of Ectocarpus siliculosus, 2434 nucleotides long. Lineage: Eukaryota; Phaeophyceae; Ectocarpales; Ectocarpaceae. The record is from the annotation of a GenBank genome assembly.
AUGGAUGCCUUCCUAGCGCCGUUCAUCAAGUCUGCGAGGGACAAGAGGCCAGGGAGAAGAAUCAAAGGCCAGGCGGAGGGCGGCAGCGUGGUGGUGUCCAUCUUCGACAUCCCGGCUGGCUUGCUCGCAGGCGCCAAGCCGCAAGAUGGAGCCUUGCCGCCUUCUGUGGGUCAGGGACCGGCGGCGGCGGCAGGGUCGAGGACAGGCUCCACCGACGCCCGCAGCGAUGGCGCUGUCGCCCCUGCCGCUGCGAGGGGGCUCACCUGUAUUCGGUGCGGGCUCAAGUUUGGCGAUGACCGAGCAGCGCAGGUGCAGCAUUUCAAGUCCGCCCUGCACAUGGCCAACCUGCGCCGGCAGCUGGCCGGCAAGCCUCGCAUUUCUCAGGCGCAGCUAGACGAUGAAACGGCGGCAGCAGAAGCAGCGGCAGCAGCGGCAGGCGACGGGGACACGGGGUCGGGGGCAGCAGCUGGAGCGGAAUCGUCGUCAUCGGGCACGGACAGCGAUGAAGGACCGGGCUCAGUUGGCGCCACCGAACGGGGUCUUGACCUUGAUGGAGUGGAGGAAGAGGAGGACGCAGGCGACGGCGGGCUUCUCUCCACCGUGGGCGGAGGCGGCGGGGCCGAAAACGGCUACCCUGAGAGAGGGAGGGUGAAAGUAGACUUUUCGCUCCAGGAGGGGCCGAGGUUGACGUUCGUGCCGCGGGGCUCCGCGUGGGCCUUCUCUUUGAGCUCCGCCGCGCUGGGCAUGGAGCGUGGGGACGACCCUUGGGGGCGCCUGGAUAGCCUGGUCGGCACCGAGGGGGAGAACCGUCUUUGGGCCGUAGUGAUCCUCAGGAGCGGCAAGUUCGCUGCUGCGGUGUUCGAAGGGCAGGCUGUUGUAUGCCACAAGGUUUUCCGGAGGUACACCAUCCGAGCGAAACGAGGCGGGUCUCAGUCUUCCUACGACAGCGGUGGGAGGAAGGCGCAGUCUGCCGGGGCAGCGCUUCGGCGGUACGGGGAACAGGCGCUACGGGAGGACGCGAGGGCGCUCUUGAAGGAGUGGGAAGGUCCGCUCAAGGCCUGCCGCGUGGUCCUUACCUCCGUCCCGAAGGGAAUGCGAGCCGUCCUUUUCGACGGCAAGGAAGCCCCGUUCAACAGGAAAGACGCCCGUCUCCGCCCCGUUCCGUUCGCCGUCGGCAAGCCGGUCUUCGAGGAAGUCGUCGCCGUCCACACGCGCGUAACGUCGAUCGUGUUCUCGGAUGCCGUGGCUGUCCCCGCCGGUGACCCUGGGCCCGCGAGCAACACGGAGGGGAGCGGCAGAGAUAGCGUCAGCAGCAAGCAGGCGAAGAAGCAAGCCAAGGCGACGGCGGAUGUGGCGGGCCCGCCGGUCGCUCGAAAUUUUGACGAGGAGGCGUGUCCGCCUUCGGUGGAACUCCUAGAGGCGUGCGAGCAAGGUGACGUAGACGCGGCGGCGGCGCUCCUGGACCGCUUGGACCUGACCGCAGCGGCGGCGGUAGUGGGAGAUGCCCGCGGUGCCGGCGGCGCGGCAGCGGGAGCGGCGGCAACCGGUUGGACGGCAGGGGAGAUUCUCAACCACCCCGACGGGUUCGAGCGGCUCAUGACCCCGCUGCACGUUGCGGCGGCCGGCGGGCACGUGGCCGUCCUCGGCGUGCUACUCGAGAGAGGCGCUAGCCCCCUGGCGGAGGACGUGCGUGGGAGAGUGCCGUAUCUGCUGGCUCCGAACAAGGAUACCCGGGAUGCGUUCCGGCGGGCGCGGGCCGGGCAGCCGGAGAGAUGGGACUGGGACGCGGCCAGAGUGCCGGAGCCGUUGACAGAGGAGCUCGAGCUGCGGAAGAAGGAGAAGCUCAAGGAAAAGGAGAAGGAGAAGAAGCGGCGAGCGAAGCUGCGAAAGAAGGCCGAGAAGAGCAAGGCCGAAGAGGAAGCUCGGCAAAAGAAGGAGAAAGAGGACGCGGAAGCCGAGGACAGGCGCAAGAGGGGUCUGGCGGCCGCGGGGCACUGCGACGCGUGCGGCAAGGCGUUGGUAGCGAAGAAGGCGUUCAGCCGCUUCGAGUUCCGUUACUGCAGUACGGACUGCGCCAACCUGCACAAGCGAAAACUCGCGGCAGACGCCGCAGAGCGAAGGUUUAACGGCGGCAGCGGCGGGGUCGGGCAAAAGUGAACUAGUUUUCGACCUUUGCUUGCCACAGCAAAAACAUAGUUGUUCAAGUUCCAAGCCGCUCUCUCUUGCGUAAUGUACGCCAAGAGCUUGGCGCCCUAUCCAUAAUUGCUCUUGCUGAAGAUGCGAUACUUUUUUCGAACAUCACAAGAGAGGAGAGUUGUGGUAAAUAGUUUGGGCAGCUGAGGGUUUUCCACUCUGACCCGUGUGUUGCUUAGCGAACAUGGUGGUAAGGGCGCUCGCUUCCAUGGUUAUGGUGAUACGACGGUUUAUCCCGGGA